Molecule: messenger RNA, 7152 nt
Organism: Plasmopara halstedii
Lineage: Eukaryota; Oomycota; Peronosporomycetes; Peronosporales; Peronosporaceae
Exons: 1
Coding region: 1-7152 (2383 amino acids)
Biological process (GO): intracellular protein localization; retrograde transport, endosome to Golgi; endocytosis
Cellular component (GO): Golgi apparatus; membrane; endocytic vesicle
Source: RefSeq, a predicted model, not a curated record
AUGAAGGGCGCCGCUCGGCGGCUAGCAGCCGCACUGGAAAUCAUACGCACGGGUACUGGCUCCACAAAGGAUAUGAAGGCACAGCACAAAGAAAUUGUACAGUCGCUGAUUGCACUGCAGCGUCUGUGGAAGCCAGAUCUGCUGUCAGAUUCUACAUCAGCCAUUGACCGAAGCAGCAAGAGCAAUACGGCGCUCUUCGAGCUGCUGCUGACCACGCUCAUUGUGUACAGCGGUGGAUAUAUGGGCAAUAGUAACGCAGGAUUGGCAAGUGGUAAUUCGGGCGGGUUUAUAGCAUCGUCCAAUGCCUCUACGUCCGAGUGUGUGCACCACCUUGUGUGUGACCUUCUUGUGCGCUCCUUUGAAUUUUCUGCCGUUCCGAUGAUCAAUAACACACUGCUUGGCAAGAAUACAUCGCUUUUUGUCAAGGUGUCGCUAAUUAUGGUAGUCUGUCGUUUGCCACUGCAAGAGACACUACAGUUUUUUCCUGAUGCUAUGGUUGUGGCCAAUAAAAACAUCCGAGGGGCGGAUCAAUACAUGAAACAGUGCCUUAUUGAAAGUGUGGCUUAUGCUCUCGAAGGAGACUCAAACCGACUGAUGGCAUUUCAUGCAGAAGCUCUAAAAAUCGUGUACAAAACAUUCCAAGACAAGGUACCAGAAGUACGGAUAGCUGCCGCGAGGCUGCUGCAAGUCGUGGCAGAGCGCACCUUUGUGUCAGCAGCGUCAAGUACUGGAGGUAAUGCCACUAGCGAAAGUCAGGCCGGAAGCAGCUCCAAUGGAAGUGUGAGUGGAAGUGGCAAUGGUACGGGAGCAUCGGCAGGAACGAGUGCAGGAAGCAGCAGUCCGAGCUCACCUGGCGUGUCGCUCGAGGGGAUCAUGCAAGUUACUGCAAAAGGGAUAGAUGAUGCUGCACCUGAAGCAAGAAGAGCGUACUCUGUGGUAUUCGGUGUGGUGCUUGCCAAGUAUGCAACGACAUCUUCAGGAGACACAGACAUACAAGCAGGAGGCGAAUAUAAUGGAACAAGCACUAUUAGAAGCAAUGUCGAAGAUGGAACUGGCAGAGGAUCGACGAUACCCGAGACUCCCUCUAGCAGUGCCGGAAAAAUUAAAUCUGGCUUCAAGCUACAUGUUCCCGGAAUUAAUUUGCCGUCUUCUCUCUCGCGUCGAAAGGCUGCUACAGUUAACUUCUCCACAAUCGCACACGUGGUCACAUAUUUUAAAGAUAUGAUUACUAGUAAAUAUCUUUCGACGAAUUCAGGUCAAGGCCACGGAGGUAUUUUGGCUUCAUUUUCUAUCGCUUUGUGCAGUAUGUUUGAGCGCUUACCGCCAGAUUUAAUAGCUGAGUCACAGCUUCGUGAAAUUAUGGAUGCUACGUUUUCUAUCCUUGACCAUCCGUUCGCACUCGGGGAUCUGACCAGAGCACGCAAUGCUGCGGGCUUUGUACUGCGCUAUGGACUUAAUGGGUCUCUUAACGAGCACAAACAAGAAAUACUUUUAGGUAUUUAUAUACAAAAGCUUAAGGCUAAGAAUCAAGCAGCAGAGUCAAAUCAUCACAAGAUUUUGUCGAUACUAGUCGAAAUUAGUCACAUGUUUCACUCCAUGGGCGAAUCUGCUGUUACUCAAGCACGUGAUGCUAGUGAUGUGCUCCAAAAUCUCAUUUGCCAUGAAAAACAAAGCGUUCGAUUUCAAGCAGCUGUUGCGCUGGCUUCACUUGUCACCGCGAUUCCGUAUCGGCUUAAAAACGUGCUGACGAGGUGUCUUCAGGGUCUUCGUGAUACUGCAGAGUAUCUUAUGCGAGGAGGUCCGGACAUUGACGAAGUAGAUACUAUAGAGUUGGCUCCAAAGACAAAAGGUUGGCUUCACGACAGCAAAGACAUGAGUAAGAAUCACUUGUAUGCGAUUCAAGGCAAAUCUGCUGCAAUUGUCCAUAUUCUUCGCGCUAUGAAGGUAGAAGGUAGGGAAGGAUUAUCUCAAGCGAUUAUGGACGAUAUAUAUACCAUAUCGGAAGAACUUGUGGAGAGUCAGUUUCUCAAUGAAUGUGCUGACAGCAUCUGGCUCACCUGCACGCGAGCAGGAUGGACGUUGAUUGGAAGUCUUGUCUCCAUGAAUGACGAACAGUGGAUCAGGGCAAAUUUAGAAAAGCUCUUGAAUUUAUGGCUUAAAUCUAGUGUUCUGCACAGUCGCGAAUCAUCUUUGGAGCUACUGCGCAUUGAAGCCGCUGUCAUUGCCUUGAGUGCCUUUUUGUUCAACUGCCAGGAUGCCACCAUAGAAGCUGAUAACGACAUCUACGUUCUUGCAAGUCACGUACUUCACGUUUAUCUACUGGCGACACAAAACACUCUUAGCCAUCCACCAAAGCGCCGCGGCCAAAUCGCCCGAUACCGCCUCAUUGGGUGCAUCCUUGACUGUUUUUCGAUGCUCCCACCUGUGUACAGUGAUUCAUACAUUGUGCUGUUAGAUCUUAUUGCUGAACAUACUAUAGCGCAGGCAUUGACCAACUUAAGGCACUCGGCACUGGUCCCGACAAAGUCGACAUACCUCCAAAGUGUACUCUCCUCGUAUGAUGAUACGCUUGACGCGAUUGCUCUUUCACGAUUAGAAGCAGGCGAUAAGCCAUCGCCGCUGUACUCACGAGAGCUCAAUCAUAUUCUUGCUUUGCAGCAACGAGAAAAUGCGCUCACCGAUAUUGAGCUGGAAGUACAGUAUCUUGAUACGUUUUGGAGAUCAAUUGCGGAACAGGAUCCUGUGAACGGUAUAAUUAAGCGUGCAAAUCGCAGUCCAAUCACAUAUGUUCGCCUUGUGGAUACUUGUGUGCUUUUGUUUGGUCGUCUAUUUCAUUUUAUUCCAGAAGACCUGCAGUUGCGAUGUCUCCAGCAAUACGCAGGAGCUCUAUCCGAUGUCCGAGCCGAUUGCGAAGUUAACGUCUGCUCAUUAUUGUUCGCGGUUAUUACUGAAGCUAAACGAUUGGAUUUAGCUGGCGCUGCGAUAACUUCUUCAGCAUUGCUAUCUGCUACAUCGUGGCCCCUUCAAAUGCAAACAAUGUUGUGUGAAAUGAUCGCAAGUGAAAAGGCAGAUGUGCGUCGUGGUGCCGGCGAAGCAUUAGGUUUAUUAUCGCUUAAUCUCGACGAAAGCCAUUGCAAAAUAUUAAUCAGUGAUUUAGAAAAGCGAUUAUUGGUAUAUAAGCAAUCCCAAGGAGCCUCUAGCGUCACUUUCGGCUCCGCCGCCGAAAUAAACGUGUCAAGUCUGUCAGCCGGAACAGCUUUUGCGUUAGCUUGCAUUAAACGUAGUUGCGGCUCACGCAUCGCCAUCAACACAGGAUUAAUUUUCCGUUUUACUCGUGAAUAUUCACAACCUCUUCGUACAUGGAUUUUGCAUUCAUGGGGCAUAAUUUUAGAAUCGGUAAGCUCUACUGGCGGCGACUACGAGCAUUUUGUUAGGUCAACGUUUUCUUUACUGGAAGCGCAUAUCAUGGCAGGGUUUGUGUAUUCGAAGGUGCACAAUGAUGGGUUACGUUGGCAAAUAGGUACAAAGGUUGCUUUGGGGCAGAUUAUCAAUGAUGUGGUGGCAGUACUUGGCCCAGAGCUUGAUGGAACCAGUGAUCGUCUAAACAAAAUUUACUCAUACUGGAUGCUGCUUCGUCAAGAUGGUGAUACGCGUGUGGAGUUGGAGUUCUUGAGAUUUUUGGAGCAAGUAGCCGUAUUCGCUCCAUCCCGUUUUCAGUAUGUGGAUCUAAAGUAUUUAUUGUACAUUUUGUCUGACACUGCGCUACUUAACUCUGGAAAUCCUUUUACAGUGACAGCACAAAAUAUUAGAUCCUCAAACUCAUCAUAUGUAGGCUGUGGAAUGAAUAUGGCCACACUUGGGAGGUUUGACGAGCCGUUCGAGCACAGUGGGCUCCUUAACGUUGGUGUAUAUACGAACGGUUGGUCCCGUAGUAUUCUGCGAAUUGUCGGUCUGUCGUGCCUUCGUACACUGGUGGAACGGGAUCCAACCUUAAUUCGCCGUCAAAAUAUUUUUUGUCUACUGUUUUCGGCACUUCACGCUGAGUACAAAACGCUGGUGUGGACUUAUCUGCCUGGACUUCAUGACAUGUGGAACUCACAUUCAUUCAAUUUUGCAGAAUCGAGGCCUAUGCAGCAAAUUAGCAUUGAUGUGUUGCAGAGCACAGCUAAGGCUCUUUUAGACGUGGUAGGGACAGAUCACGAGCGCGCUGAGCCAUGCCUCUGGGCUCUGUUGUGUCGUAGCAUUGCCAUCGGGGAAUCAGCGAGUACUGCCACCGAUGCUAAGGAAUUUAUGAAAAGCCCGAAAGCUAUCAACUCGGAACGCUCACCAUCAUCAAGUAUCAAAGCGUCAGGAGAGCAGGGGGAGUGGUCUUUCUAUCCUGGCCUGGAUGUAUCGAAAGUUGACGACAGUUCACUUGCAUCUGCGGCUGUUACAGCUCAAGUGCAAACGUGGCGAAAAACAAAAGCAACCGUGGAAGGCCUUAUUGCUUUGAUGCCACCAGUGUCACGACAGGUGCGUCACUUUGCAGUGGAAUGCGUCAUACGUGUGUUUGAAAUAAUGGCAGUGAACCCACCAGUGACAAGUGGUGCGUGUCUGACCACACAGUUGCAUUUUGAUCUCACUGCGGCGCGCCGCUAUUUUUUGGAAGUUAUUACUGGUGAGACAUCGGCCAAUUCCAAUCUUCAAAAUUUUUUGUGUAUGUUCUUGGACGAAUUUGUGACUCUCGCGUGCCAAGUUGCCACAACAGUCGCGGCGGAUGAGGAGCUUCUCAUGUAUCAGUGUGUGGGUCUUCGUCUAUUGAAUUUGUUGGUUAGAAAUUUUGCCGAAGCCCGUGAUCCUGAAGUGUCUACGGGAGAUGCAUACUUAUUGGAUCCGUACCGUGCCCAGCUUUCGUCCGCUCUCCGUCAUUCUUUGAAGCAGGUACAAGCAGAGUCUCCGCCAUUAGAUUCGGGAAAAGCUGAUAACGAAGAUAAGUUUUUUUUCGCGCCAUUACUCAUUGAAGCACAUUGCAUUGCGGGUGCUUGUGUCUCCGCUCAUCUAAUUCAAGACAAGGUAGCAUUAGGACGCAUUCUGAAAGCAGUUAUGACGUCAGACUAUGGCCACGAGCAUUUUAUUGGAGAUAACCUCACCCGCAUUUCUCUUUCACUAGCAAAUUUGGCGUCAGUGGGAGGAUUAGUUACCUCUUGUGUCAUGCUGGCGAUAGCUCAGAACGAUGCGCAUGAUGAUGAAUACCGAGCUAUCACGACAUCCCCACUUGUAAAGGCGUUGACAAGUGUCUUAUCAGAAGGUACUGAGUAUCUCUUUAAGUGUUGGAUGGAUUCAACUUUUGCCUACGCCGCCGUCAUGCAAGAUUGUGCACUGUGGGCACAGCUAGAAGCAUCAUUUGGUGAUAUAAUGUCAAUUCAUGAGGGAGUGGCAAUGCCAGCACUUCAGAUGCCCUUUCCACCCGUAAAUUUUAGCGCAAACGCGCCAGCGGCUGCUUUAUCAUCGUCAAAGUGUUUAAGAACACUGUACAAGCGGUACUGGCCAAAAAUUGUCAAUGCAAUGGCAAUUUCACAAAUUUACUUGCCGAAAUGUGUUUCUAUUAGUGGUGCCCAAGCAAAUAGGAUUCUGAUGUGGACGUUUGUCUUGCUAUCUAGUGCAAUUCUCCAUAUUAAUGCCAACGCUCGUGAUAGUGUGGAAGACAAAGAGGAUUUGCCGGCAGUUUUUCGCAGUGUUCCGCUGCUGCUGAGAACUUUAGUAGAAUGUCCACCUAAUCAAGGUUGCACCUUAUCCAGUAACUUCUUGGUGCUACUGAUUGCUUCAAUCCACGCUCUCAGACUUGCAAGUAAGCGGUGCUGUGGCCUUGCGCAAGUAGAGGCUCUCAAAGCGAUGUUUUCUUGCUUAUCGCGCAAGAGCCUUGAUUUCGCUAAAGACUUCUGCUGCUCUGAAACUGAAGGACAGCAGCACAGAAAUUCACUCGUUAAUGCCGUAGUGCAAGCCGGAGCGUGCCCCAUAGAUGUGAUAUUACAACUUUGUGAUGCUGCUGAGCAGACUAGGCAUGCUCGGGCAGUAAGUGUCGGUAGCAGGACCACAGAAACCCGUCAAAGCUCUGUUGCGAGUGUCAAAGAUACCAAACACAUGACUGAAGUCAUUCAAUUUGCUACCAAUGGAAUCAUUCUUUUGCAUUCGACCGAAGAAGCGCGACAUGGGGUGAUAUGCUUGUUAGCUAAAGUACAGCAAGUUAUUUGUGCUGUUGCUAGUUGCUACUAUCCAUCCUCAGUCAAGGACGCUGUGGUAACGCUUAGUCGUGCUUCCGUCGGGUCAGUACUUGCUCUGGCACGUACACUGGACAGCAGCAACGAUGCAUCCGCUGACAUUUUGACCCAAAUCAAAAUAAGCAUGAGUAGUUGCUUUAUUGAUCUUGCCGAGUGGGUCAAAAAUGAUUUUCGCAUUUCACCAAGAUUUUCACUGCAGAUCGUGGCAAAUUUUGCCAUCGAAUUUCCAACGUUUCUACAAGCAGAUGCAGAGCGUUUGCACUAUGAAGUCUCCAACACAAUUUUGACAGAAUUUGGAAGAUUUACAUCACCUCAACUCCACGACAACGAGAAUAUAAAAGAGCAACAUACCGCCGCCAAAGUAGAAUUACUGCGAGGUUUGCACGCUAUUAUAAUAAAGCUGAUCGACGCGCGGCAAAUGUCCACUACAAAUCGCUAUCUGAGGGCUCUCGGACCACAUCUCGUUGAUACAGUUUGCGCAUCAAACGGAUAUCCGAAAAAUUCUGCUGAGCUCGAUGAAAUGGAUGCAGCAGAAGCGCUACUUCGUAUGCUGACGAUGCAGCUAAACGAUCAAUAUGGGUCCCAGUUUGUGCACAUGGUGCUACCAAGAUUCGCGAUCGUGCUUGGCUAUCCCUUCUCCCCGGCACAUGAUCAUGUGAUUUCUGGUCAAUUUUCUGGUAUCCUUGCACGACUGCUAUUAUGCUUAGCGCAGACUCAUGCCGUUGCAUUCAGGGAAGCCGUUACAUCGAUGGUGCCGGCGUUACGUAUAGUGCUUGAGACGUCACUGCGCCUCGCUAUCAUGGGCUCCAACGCUCCUGAACAACGCGAACAAUCAUCUUUAGUGCAGGAGAGUAGCAUAUCCGCCUUAAAACUUGAUCUAAGCCGAUACAAUUGA